AUGCAAGAAAGGAAGCAGUCAAUCAAAAUGGGUGAUUCUGAAAAACACCAAUGUCGUGUCUGUGAUAUGAUAUUUCAUAGUUAUGAGGAGUUAGAAAGACAUUGUUUGAUUCACAUCGAAAAUGACAAUCCAGCAACAAGACCUAACUCAGAAAUUGUGUCAACAUUUGCCAUUGGCACUUCUGCCAAAUCAGUUGUUGAUUCUAAGGAUCAGUUAAACAGCCAUUGAUAAUUACCAGACCUACUGAACCAUCAGAAAUCGUUCUGAAAUUUCCCAACAUAUUCAGUGCUAUCAGUAAACCCCCUGCUGCAUCACAAAAUCAGCCUCAAGUAACAGUAG
This is a messenger RNA of Lottia gigantea (owl limpet), 339 nucleotides long. RefSeq lists its product as hypothetical. Bases 1 to 228 code for a protein of 75 amino acids. NCBI's taxonomy places the organism in Eukaryota, Metazoa, Mollusca, Gastropoda, Lottiidae. The record is from RefSeq and is a predicted model, not a curated record. The transcript is spliced from 3 exons.